Aethalodelphis obliquidens (Pacific white-sided dolphin) is the source of this 869-nucleotide messenger RNA. It is a transcript of the gene DCANP1, whose product is annotated as dendritic cell associated nuclear protein 1. Lineage: Eukaryota; Metazoa; Chordata; Mammalia; Artiodactyla; Delphinidae. The record is from RefSeq and is a predicted model, not a curated record.
AUGGCUCUGGAGCCUGAGGGCUCAGCCACACUCUGUGAUUCCCUGAUGAAGAAUUUUGUCUUAGCCAUGGACCUGGUGGGCAGUCAGGAGGGGGGUUAUUAUCGUGAACGUUGGCACCAGAAGGCCCAAUAUUCAGGGCUCGUAGAAUGGGAGACACACGGUCAGGGCGGACCGAAGUGCUCCCCAAACUAUGCAUUAGGGAGCAGCAGCCCUUUGCACGCAGAACGGAAAAGCCACUGCCUGAAGUCUAAACCUGAACGUCAAAGGCUAGAGAGAGGAAGCGCUGGUGGCUCCCCAGAGCCCCCAGGGUGCAGCUCCCCUGCUCCACCAGGGAACCUUUGCCAUAGACCGAGAACCCCAGCACCCACCCUCCAAUUCUCGCCCAGAAGCUAGAAUUAUCAGGUUGGCUUCAGGCCCUGGUCGGUGAACUUGAUACCCCUUUCCUGCUGCUCAGACAGACUGAGCAGGGCAGUGAGUCCCUCUCAACAAUGCCCUCUGCAUUCCCUCAGCUCGCAUACACAGGGCGGCCUAUGUGGCUGAGGGGUGUACACGCACACGCACACGCACACGCACACGCGCGCGCACACGCACACGUGCUGUUGUGGUUCCGAGCAGGGGCUCUGCAGUCAGGCUGCUGCCUGGGUUAGAAUUCUUGCUCCACACUUACUAGUUCUGAGAUCUUGGACAAGUGACUGAAAUUCCCUGUACCUCAGUUUCUUCUUCUGGGAAAUGGGGAAGAUAACAGCUUUGAGAAGGUGAAAUGAGGCCCUGCACACAAAGAACCUGGUUUGGUGUCAGGCACACAGGAAGUGCUCCAUAGGGUUGCUUUCAUUGUUUGAUUUAGUGGAAUGAAUUGAAUGCAUAUAGAC